AGAAUUGAAUGCAGAGGAGAGAGACGUAGUAAUAGUAUUAUGCGGACAGCUUGAGUUUGCUUAUACCAAAAGCCAAAAGCCAAAAGCCACACACUCUCUCUCUUUCUUCUUCCCAGUUCCGUAGUUUUCUUCAAAAGCGAAAGAAUUAGCUUCAUCUUCAUCUGAUGAAUGGGUAAGGCAUCGAAAUGGUUUCGCGGCCUUCUCGGUCUCAGAAGAGCGGACUCGCCGUCAGCCACCGCUCCCAAGGAGAAACGGCGCUGGAGCUUCGUCAAGUCUUACAGAGAGAAGGACCGUAAUGCCACCGUCCAACACCACUCCUCGGAUUCGGAACACAUUCCCGACAUCGCCGGAGAAGAAUACGCGGCCAUUAAGAUUCAAGCCGCCUUUCGAGGCUACUUGGCAAGGAAAGCCCUUCGAGCGUUAAAAGGAUUGGUGAAACUACAGGCAUUGGUGAGAGGUCAUAUUGAAAGGAAGCGCACAGCAGAGUGGCUUCAAAGAGUGCAAGCACUCCUACGUGUGCAGGCCCAAAUCCGGGCUGCCCGGGCCCAAAUUUUUCACUCCCCCUAUUCCAAUGCAAAGUCUUCUUCACUUGCCCACCUCUACGGUCCAGCAACACCAGACAAAUUUGAAAGCCCCAUCAGAUCCGAGAGCAUGAAAUAUGAUCAGUCACCAUCAGUACUUAAGAGAAACAGCUCCAAAUCCCGUAUACACAAUGGCAACCAAGAGAAAAGUGGGAACAGAUCAGAAAGUCGUGUUGAGGAACCACCAUGGAAUCAACGAAGAUCAUGGACAAGAGCUUGUAGCAUGGAUGAAGAAAGAAGUCUCAGGAUUUUAGAACUUGAUUCUGUAAAACCACACAUGACAUCAAAACGUAGAAACCUCUUUUACUCCCCUAGCCAAGAUUUGGUUUCGGAUCAUCACAAUCAGUGUUUGACCUCCACAAUAUCUUAUCAAUCGGGUCAAAGUCAAUCUUCCUUUGAAGUUCAGUCUUAUAGCCCUCUAAAAGUCAACGGGGUUGAGGAUGCUGGCGAUAGUUAUAGUCCAAAAACUUUAUCUGCCUCUUCUAAAGAUGGUGGCCCCAAAAUAGGUCCCUUAACUCCUACAAGGAGUGAUGGCUCAAGAAGCUACCUAAGUGGUUAUUCUGAGUGUGAGUAUCCAAGUUACAUGGCAUACACCGAGUCUUCAAAGGCAAAGGUAAGGUCUCUGAGUGCUCCUAAGCAGAGGCCUCAGUAUGAGAGGUCUACUUCCUCUAACAGGUACUCGCUGCAUGCAUUUGCUGAGCCAAAAUUGGCCUCACAAAGGGAAAAGGUAUCUGCAUUACACGCAAACUUCACUAGCAAAGCUUACCCUGGUUCUGGUCGUUUGGACAAGCUUGGUUUGCCUGUGGGGUAUAGAUACUGACGUAGUUUGAAGAAUGGAUUCUGGACCUUAUCUUGAGUGUAUUGUUAUUACUAUUAUCUAAUAUUGCUAACCUGUUGUAUUUAGUUCUAAACCUUUACUGUCCAAGCUGAAUGUACUUUUUGUGUAACCUUUAGAAUUCUAUGAUCCGUUUCAAGUGUUUAAAUCAGACUUGUCAGUGGGUUCUUCCCAACUCUGGUAUGUAACAGGUAUCUUUUGUCUA
Messenger RNA from Cajanus cajan (pigeon pea), 1621 nucleotides. Its product is annotated as protein IQ-DOMAIN 22. NCBI's taxonomy places the organism in Eukaryota, Viridiplantae, Streptophyta, Magnoliopsida, Fabales, Fabaceae. Gene Ontology annotation, molecular function: protein binding. The record is from RefSeq and is a predicted model, not a curated record.